Molecule: messenger RNA, 2597 nt
Organism: Paralichthys olivaceus (Japanese flounder)
Lineage: Eukaryota; Metazoa; Chordata; Actinopteri; Pleuronectiformes; Paralichthyidae
Source: RefSeq, a predicted model, not a curated record
AUGAUGAUGCCCAAGGCCCGAGUGGAGGAUGGGGUUAUCGGCUACAAGGACUUGGCGGCGUUGCCGAGAGACAAGGCCAUUCUGGACAUCGAGCGACCCGACCUGAUGAUCUACCAGCCGCACUACAGCUACAGUCCACUAGAGAGGUCUCUGUCUCCUCGCUCCAUCUCUCCUCCUCCCUCCCCAGAGAACCUGCCCAAGGAUUGGCUGGAGAACCGUUCCCCUGGAGGUUCCUCUCCUGGUUCCACCUUCCAGACCAGCAGAACAGAGAGCACACACACCCCAUCAACACCACACACACCACACACACUGAACACACACUCCUCUGGCAACAAGAGCUCCGUGCAGCACUUCCACAGGCCUGAAAAUGGUUCCAACAUCUAUAAGAAGCCUCCGAUCUACAAACAAGACGUGUCGUCCUCUGUCGUCCCUCAGGGGAAACAAAUUGAGGAUCUGAUCAUCGAGUCAUCAAAGUUUCCAGCAGCUCAACCUCCCGACCCAAACCUGCCGUCCAAGAUCGAGACCGAAUACUGGCCCUGCCCCCCCUCCAUGGCUGUGAUUGAGAAGGAGUGGAGGAGGAAGGAGCAGAAGGAUGAAGAUGAAGAGGGGGAUGAGGAGCAGGAUGAUGAACUGGGGGGACUCAGAACUCUUCAGAAACAAGAACUCAACAAGAUUCAGUCUAAUCUUGGUAAAAUCAUCCUAAAGGAGGAGCUGGAGAAAUCUUCAACUCCUCUGAGGAGGAAAACUCGCUCCCUGCCCGACCGCAGCCAAAACACCGGGUCAAACGCCUCCAGGUCGGUUUAUUUCCCAGACUCCUCUAAGUCCAGCCUCUCCAGGCUUCAGUCUACAGAGUUCAGCUCCUCCCACAAAACUCCUGCAGGUCUCCAGAACGGAGACUCGAGGAUGGACAGAGGAAACUCUCUGCCCAGCAUGUUGGAGCAUCCGAUUUAUCCGUACCAGAUGCUGGUGGUGACUCACAGAGGACGAAGCAGACUGCCUCCUGGUGUGGACAGAACCAGACUGGAGCGCCACCUCUCUGAGGAGGAGUUCUUCAGUGUCUUCGGGAUGUCCAUCGACGACUUCGACUGCCUGUCUCUCUGGAAGAAGAACGACAUGAAGAAGAAGUUCUGUCUCUUCUGACUGCCGGGACUCCACCUCCCACAAUCCCCUGCAUCUCCUGGAUCACUGAUGGGAAACCACGCACUCUGAACAAACCUUCACUAUCAUCAUCUUCUUCUUCGUCUUCAGAGCAGCAGCGUGUCGACGUCUCUGGCUUCAGGUUUGAGUCUUCGGUCUCUGGAUGUUUGAUUCAAACGAUAAAAGACACAGCGAGAAGAAGAGUGGUGGGCGGGACUUCAGAGAGCUAGGGACCAAUUAAAAUGAGCCUGAGCAGAGUUUCUCUUUACUCCACAGGAAAGUCAAAUAAAUUUAGAUUCAGAAUCGUUAAGUCAACAACUGUUACUGAGCAGCAGCGCCCUCUGCAGCCACACGUCUCUGAGCGAUGAAGUGACCGUGUCGACCCACUGGUCUACCCAUGAUCCUCUGCUUCCUGACCCAGAAGAGCUGCUGCUGUAACAAAUCCACCGUCUCUGUUUAGAGUUCUCCAUGUUUUAAAGUUUCCUGCUGAAUAUUGCAGAUAAACUCUCAGUGUUUUUGAACUGAUCACAGUUCAGCUUUAAGGCUCAUGUAUUUUCCUACGUAUGAAAAGAGAUUCGUCCGUUUCAAACCAUGUAACCGUCACUGCCCACAGAGUUUCAGGUGGCAUGACAGUUUAGCAAUAUGUCCACUAGAGGACAGCACAGAGUCAAGUGUGUCUGACGGGGUGGUGAAGGUGGAGGAGGUUCGAUAACGUUCCUCUUGUCUCAGGUGAAAUAACAUCAUAUAGAUUCAGUUGUUUAUUACCAACUCGUAACAGUUCAUCCAUUUCUUCCUCGUGUCCUGGGAUCAUCACAGAACACGGACACAAGGCUCCAUGGUUUGAAUCUGCUGCUUUCAGGUAGAAAAGUUUUAAAGUGUCGAUUUAAGUUGAACUGGUUUUUACUGUUGAUUUAAAAUGAGCACGAUUUUAAAAGAUGCAACAUCAGCAGUUCACUGACUGAUCACGUGUUCGGCUGUCCACAUACUUUUGGUCAUUUAUUGUAUGUGACACGUUAAAUAAUGACUCAAAAAAGAUUUAGACUGAAACUAAGAUUGAAACUAAUUUUUAAAAGUUAAAAAAUGUUCAACUGUCAUCGGCUGAUUCUCCAAUCUGAACAGUGGCAGUGAAACACACACACACACACACACACACACACACACACACACACACACACACACACACUCCUGUUCUGUGUGCUGCAGAAAAACAAAAAUGGAACCAGAGCUCAGAGACAGAGUCUGUGUCUGAAAUCACUGCUGCUCACUACUGUGGACUCUGUUUCCCACAAUGCAUCGUGAACAAAUUAUUGUCACUGACCAGUCAAUAUAGACCAUCAUGCAUCAGAAAAAUGUGACCUGUCCUUCAAACGUAAACAAUUCUUUAAAAAACAUCAACAACAUUCAGCUUCAAUUUAAAUCAUUCCAGCUGUUGUUUAGCCUACACGUAGACAUGUACCCUA